Melanaphis sacchari is the source of this 2219-nucleotide messenger RNA. RefSeq names its product galactosylgalactosylxylosylprotein 3-beta-glucuronosyltransferase S-like. The record is from RefSeq and is a predicted model, not a curated record. Lineage: Eukaryota; Metazoa; Arthropoda; Insecta; Hemiptera; Aphididae. Gene Ontology annotation, molecular function: galactosylgalactosylxylosylprotein 3-beta-glucuronosyltransferase activity. The coding region runs from base 687 to 2174 and encodes 495 amino acids. Gene Ontology annotation, biological process: chondroitin sulfate proteoglycan biosynthetic process; carbohydrate metabolic process. The transcript has 7 exons. Gene Ontology annotation, cellular component: Golgi membrane.
CAUAGUUAGUGCGAUAUACGCGAGACGAGCGCACACACGCAUCACACACACCGUCCGGAUCCCCGGCGGAGACGUUCAAGUUAAUCGUCGUUACCUGUCAUAUAGUAGUUAUACAUUAAUAAACGACAAUAACAGUUUAAUACUCAUCAUAAUAUAUAUUCCACACCAAUACCGCAAGAUGUCCGCGACCCGCGAAGAUGACAGAAGAAUUGAAAUUAAAUUUUUGUAAAAGUACCGUAGCCAGUCUAAGAGUAGUAUUCUAAGACUUCCGUGCCGGCUUUUGUCUGUAACGCGUGUCACACAUCAAUGUGAUAUAUUACAGUGUACGAAAUCACACGCAAGCUCGAAAACACCGACGCGAACUUCGCGCGCUACUCGCCGCCACCGUUUUCAGCGUUUUAUCGUCGGAAAUAUUACGGGAUUCGAUCACACGGUGAGGAAUCGUUUGCGUGCCAGCAAUACGCGGCGCGGUGAUCGUCCGGCAGUCAUGUCACCGCCGCCGUCGCCGCACUUCAAUCACCGACGACUACUGCAGCACGCCUCCCGCGACGACAGCUGUAGUUGUUACAGCCACUCAGGCCCGUCUCCCGGUACCCCACGCGUGGUCGCCCCAACGGUCUCCGGUCAACAGUCUUCUGGCGUAGUCCCGACAACUUCCGGUUCGCCGCGCCGAUGACGGCGUUAUCAUGACAGACCGCCGAUACAGCGGAAGCUGCGGAAGCAGCAGCAGCAACAACAGCGACAACGGUUACAACGGCAACAACGGUUACAACAGCAACAACGGUUACGUCAGCAACAACGGCUACAGGUGCGGAAUCAAAACGCAACUGCACGCACCGUCGUCGGGCCGAUGUAACAACCACCACAACAACAACAACAACAGCAGCAGCAGCAGCGCUUGCAAGACCGGCGUCGUCCGGCCGACGGCCAUGCACGUGAAGAAGACGUGGAAGACCGCCGCGGUGAUGUUGCUGGCCGUGGCCACCGUGUCCACGGUCACCGCGGCGUUUUACUUCAACGCGGCGACCGCGUGUUGCGCGGUGGCCCCGCAGUCGUCCGCGUCGCUGCUGAAAGAACCGGCCAACGCCGCGGCCGCGGACAGCGGCCCGAACCGGUCCAAGUCGGUCGACUCUUCGAUGCCGCGCACGUCCAAGCUGUACGCCGUGUGCGAAAUCCGCGACCACCUGCGCAGCCCCGCCGACCGGGACACAUUUAACCGCAAUCGGCGACAAACAGUUGACAGCACAAGCAGUAUCGUCAAUAAAAACCCGGCAAAUAACCACAAUAACGAUGGGGGGGAGAGUGACACUGCCCGUAACGGCGUCAGAGGGAACGAUACUACUCUCAUUUAUUUCAUUACGCCAACAUAUCCACGACGAGAGCAAAUUGCCGAGCUCACCAGAUUAGGUCAGACACUAAUGCACGUCUCCCGACUUUACUGGAUAGUAGCCGAUGAUCGACCCGACUGCAGUCUACAAAUAAUGAAUCUACUACCAGAUUUCAGCAUUCCUUACACUUAUAUUGCCAGCCCUAUGCCCUCGAUAUAUAAACGCGACCCUGAUGCCAUGCCCCGUGGUGUUUCCAACCGUAGAGCUGCUCUCAACUGGAUAAGACUGAAUCACAACGUUAGUGACUCGAACGCUGUCAUUUAUUUUGGCGAUGAUGACAACACGUUCCAUCUGGAUCUUUUUAAGGAAAUACGUACCACAAAGAAAAUAUCAAUGUUCCCGGUUGGCUUGGUUGGAGAGUAUGGUGUUAGUUCACCGAUCAUUGAUAAAGGCAAAGUAGUUGGCUUUUUUGAUAGCUGGCCAGCAAAAAGAAAAUUUCCAGUAGACAUGGCUGGAUUUGCUAUUAAUGUUCAACUUUUAUUCAAAUAUCCUUAUGCAACUAUGCCAUAUAAGGCGGGUUUUGAAGAAGACCGGUUUCUAUCAGCACUGGCUAUUCGAUUAGAUGAAAUUGAACCAAAAGCAGAAAAUUGCACAAAGAUUUUGGUUUGGCACACACAGACAGCAAAGAAACCUAAGCCAAUAGUUAUGGUCAAAUCCAAAGCGACAUUGCCUGGUUCACUUGCUACUCUACUUGAUCAAGUAACUAUGUUAGGUAUAGGUGGAGUUAGCGAAACCACAGGUGUUCGCAGUUAUAUGACAAAAAAUGGUAAUAUUUUUAGGGUAUAACCUCAUUUUCUUUUAAUAUUUGUAUAAAAUGUUUUAUUAGAUAAA